AUGGAAAAUCAAACGGCAGUCACCACCGCGCAAGCUCCUUCUCCGCGUCUCUUCAGUCAGGUUUCAGCAAGACCAGGAGAUUCUAAGUUGAUAUUUAGGCUAAUCCAUUUCUGGGAAGCUAGAAACAAUUCGAAUGAAGGCAUACUACUUGGGUUCGAUAUGCUGAUUAUUGAUGAAGCACUAU
Eruca vesicaria subsp. sativa (arugula) is the source of this 184-nucleotide messenger RNA. NCBI's taxonomy places the organism in Eukaryota, Viridiplantae, Streptophyta, Magnoliopsida, Brassicales, Brassicaceae. The record is from the annotation of a GenBank genome assembly.